ACGUUCGUUCGCAGGCGCGCCUGCCCAGUGCGGAAGGAAGGAGCCCGCCCUCCGCCCGGGGCCUGCCUCCCUCCGCCCCCCCUCCCUGUCUCCCCCGAUGGACUGAAGGAGGCCCCGCCGCCGCCUCUCCGUUCUCCCAGGAGGCGCCCGGCGCCAUGAACCUGCUCCCGGCCAACCCGCACGGGAACGGGCUCCUCUUCGCCGGCUUCAACCAGGACCACGGGUGUUUUGCAUGUGGGAUGGAAAAUGGAUUUAGAGUGUUUAAUGCAGAUCCACUCAAAGAAAAGGAGAAACAAGAAUUCCUUGAAGGAGGUGUUGGCCAUGUUGAAAUGUUGUUUCGCUGCAAUUAUUUAGCUUUGGUCGGUGGAGGAAAGAAGCCCAAAUAUCCACCGAAUAAAGUGAUGAUCUGGGAUGAUCUGAAAAAGAAGACUGUUAUUGAGAUAGAAUUUUCCACAGAGGUCAAAGCAGUAAAGCUGAGAAGAGACAGAAUUGUGGUAGUUUUGGAUUCGAUGAUUAAAGUUUUCACGUUCACGCACAACCCUCACCAAUUGCAUGUCUUCGAAACCUGCUACAAUCCUAAAGGCCUCUGUGUCCUGUGCCCAAACAGUAAUAACUCCCUGCUUGCAUUCCCUGGAACACAUACUGGUCAUGUGCAGAUAGUAGACUUGGCAAACACAGAAAAACCUCCAGUAGAUAUUCCUGCUCAUGAAGGGAUCCUAAGUUGCAUAGCUCUCAACUUGCAGGGAACAAGGAUUGCCACAGCUUCAGAAAAAGGGACCCUCAUAAGAAUAUUUGAUACUUCAUCUGGGCAUUUAAUCCAGGAGCUGCGUAGGGGAUCUCAGGCGGCUAAUAUCUACUGCAUUAACUUCAACCAAGAUGCUUCUCUCAUCUGUGUGUCCAGUGACCAUGCCACAGUUCACAUAUUUGCUGCUGAGGAUCCUAAAAGGAACAAACAGUCAAGCUUAGCGUCAGCCAGUUUCCUGCCCAAGUAUUUCAGUUCCAAGUGGAGUUUCUCCAAAUUUCAGGUUCCCUCUGGCUCUCCCUGCAUCUGUGCCUUUGGAACAGAACCAAAUUCUGUCCUAGCAAUCUGUGCAGAUGGCAGCUACUACAAAUUUUUAUUCAAUCAAAAAGGGGAAUGUGCCAGGGACGUCUAUGCUCAGUUCCUAGAAAUGACUGAUGACAAACUUUGACUGGACAGACAUCUAUAGCAGGGGAAAGAUACUGGACCCCCUCCUGAUUAUUCUCCCCCUCCUCCUCAAGAAACAGCCUCUGACUAUCAUAGCACUCAAGAGUGCUGCUCAAGAUGGGACCGAUAUCCUCAAGAAGCCCAAGCCAGCAUGAUAUGGAGUAAGCCACAAGGCAGAGAACUGAUAUGUUAACUAUCAACAGCUGGUGUUACAUGUUAGAUUUGGCUGCUGCUGUUACUUCAAUUUUCGUAAAGGUUCUGUAGCCUGUGACAUCUGAGGUUUUCUCCGUAGUUGACGAACAAAGCUUAGCGCCUGCCACACAGUAAGGACUGACUCCUCAAAAAGAGGUCAAAAUUGAGGUUCUAAUGACGUGGUUUGAGAUGGUGAGAGCGACUUGUCAGACAAGUUGGAACAUUUAUACCAGCAGCUUCUGCCUCUACAGGUCUUGUUUCCUCCUAAAUACAAGAAACUAAUCGGCAAGUGUUUUGAGUUCUUGCUCACCAUAGAUAAGAAUGCUCAAAUGCUCAUUUCCAUACUAUUAUGAAUAGAUAUUAACUUCAUAAUGUCAUUUGUUAGAGGUGCCAAAAUAAAUAUCCCAAAACAUAAUUAUUGUUGAUCCCAAUAGCCAUUUGUAGGGCAAGAAGUAAGUGGCAUAAAACAAUGCUGAAGAGUUGUGAAACCGACAGCGUGGCUGGAAAUAACCCUCCCUCCAGUGGAACCUUACUCCAUUAAUGUUGGCAUUUAAUGUUGUGUAAGAGGCUGUUGACAACAAUCCAAUGGGCAUCAAAUGUUUUUGUAUUUCUAUAGCUCUACGUUGUCCCUCACAAUUUCACAGCAGCCCUACCAUAUGUUGACAAUAACCUAAGCUGGUGCCUAUAAGAGUAGAAACGAUAAAAGCCAGGACACAUUUGUAUUUCAAAUGUUUUGGAAAAGGAUGUAUGUAGACACUUAAUUUGAAAUCACUGUCAUCUCCCCUUGAAGCACAAAUUCAGUUACCUCUUUUCUUAGUUUUACACAUGCUUCAAAAUUAACUGAAGUCUUAGUUCAUCAAGUUGUAAGGUAUUGGAAUUUGUCAUUUAACUAAAGCAUAUAUUCAACUGUCAAUUUGCAUGUUGCUUUUCAGUGUAUAUUUAAUCAUGGAAAUUGUUUUGCACAUCUUUUGUAAUAUUCUUUAAUUAAAAGUGACUAAUUUACUGUA
Anolis carolinensis (green anole) is the source of this 2385-nucleotide messenger RNA. It is a transcript of the gene wdr45b, whose product is annotated as WD repeat domain 45B. Gene Ontology annotation, cellular component: phagophore assembly site membrane; cytosol; extrinsic component of membrane. The record is from RefSeq and is a predicted model, not a curated record. Lineage: Eukaryota; Metazoa; Chordata; Lepidosauria; Squamata; Anolidae. Gene Ontology annotation, molecular function: protein binding; phosphatidylinositol-3-phosphate binding; phosphatidylinositol-3,5-bisphosphate binding. Gene Ontology annotation, biological process: protein localization to phagophore assembly site; autophagy of mitochondrion; nucleophagy. The transcript is spliced from 10 exons. Bases 156 to 1190 code for a protein of 344 amino acids.